This is a messenger RNA of Notechis scutatus (mainland tiger snake), 783 nucleotides long. NCBI's taxonomy places the organism in Eukaryota, Metazoa, Chordata, Lepidosauria, Squamata, Elapidae. The record is from RefSeq and is a predicted model, not a curated record.
AUGCCGUCGGUCAGCAGCGAGCGAGCCGCCCUGUGCGCCGGCUGCGGGGGGAAGAUCUCGGACCGCUACUACCUCCUGGCGGUGGACAAGCAGUGGCACAUGCGUUGUCUGAAGUGUUGCGAGUGUAAACUUAACCUGGAAUCCGAGCUCACCUGUUUCAGCAAAGACGGCAGCAUCUACUGCAAGGAAGACUACUACAGGAGGUUCUCGGUCCAGCGCUGCGCCCGCUGCCACCUGGGCAUCUCCGCCUCGGAGAUGGUGAUGCGCGCCCGAGACUCGGUUUACCACCUGAACUGCUUCACCUGCUCCACCUGCGCCAAGAUGCUGACCACCGGCGACCACUUCGGCAUGAAGGACGGGCUGGUUUACUGCCGCCUGCACUUCGAGGCGCUGCUGCGGGACGAGUACCAGCUCCACUUCAACCACGCCGAAGGGGUGGGCGGCAAAGGCCCCGCGCUGGGGGCCGCCGCCCCGCUGGGCCUGCCCUACUACAACGGCGUGGGCACCGUGCAGAAGGGGCGGCCCAGGAAACGGAAGAGCCCGGGUCCCGGCGCUGAGCUGGCCGCCUACAACGCAGCCCUGAGUUGCAAUGAGAAUGACGGCAGCCCCCUGGACCGAGACCAACAUUACCCCAGCAAUCAAAAGACCAAACGCAUGAGGACUUCCUUCAAACACCACCAGCUGCGGACAAUGAAAUCCUAUUUUGCAAUUAAUCACAAUCCGGACGCCAAGGACUUGAAGCAGCUGGCUCAGAAAACGGGUUUAACCAAGAGGGUGCUCCAG